Messenger RNA from Tribolium madens (black flour beetle), 3685 nucleotides. RefSeq names its product bifunctional heparan sulfate N-deacetylase/N-sulfotransferase (gene sfl). Gene Ontology annotation, molecular function: deacetylase activity; heparan sulfate N-sulfotransferase activity. The transcript has 9 exons. The record is from RefSeq and is a predicted model, not a curated record. The coding region runs from base 352 to 3093 and encodes 913 amino acids. Lineage: Eukaryota; Metazoa; Arthropoda; Insecta; Coleoptera; Tenebrionidae. Gene Ontology annotation, cellular component: Golgi apparatus.
UUAUUAUUAUUGAGGCGCCCUCGACCUGUCCGAAGUUAGUCGCGUUUGUGCCAUCGUGCUGUCAACUUCUGUCGCUAGCUUUACGCCGCUUAUUCAGCGAAUAAAAUGUGAUUUUUGAAAUAAAUAGGGGGUGCAGCAACGACGGACGAGUGAUGUAUUUGCAAUGCAUUCGCCACGUAAGAAGUGAUCAUGUCGAGAGUGAAGUGUUGGGGAAAAAUGGCACGAGUACAUGUGUUGUGUAGUCUCUGGAAACACAGUAAAUGGAGGACUAACGUUGCGAGCUAACGCUUUGUCACAUUCCAUAGUCUUAGUGCCAUAUUCCGAGAUACCUCAUAUGUAAGUCAAUCGGUGAUGGGAGAAGACAGCAGGCCCCUUCUGGGGGUCCCCAAGAUACACAAGGUCUUGCGCAAACUGCGACACAAACACCAUUGCGCCUACAAGGCUUCCACCCUCAAGAAAUGCGUCGUCUUCGUCAUUCUACUCAGCAUUAUACUCAUCAUCAUCUACUCGCAGUACAUAGGGCACUCGCCCUCCUAUCUCACAGGUCUGAUCCAGAGAAGCAACCGCCCCGAGCCGAACAUCCGCUGCGGCACCAUGAACGGCGGCCCCCGAAUCCCACAAAAUCACGACCACAAAACCGAGGCGCGUCUCCGGAGCUAUCCCAAAGUCCUCGUUUUCGUCGAGACGAUCUACUCGAAGCUGGGCAGAGACAUCGCCGAACUCCUAGUCCACACCAGAAUCAAAUACAAGGUGGAGGUUGCCGGGAAAAGUCUUCCCGUGUUAACGAAUCUCGACAAGGGCCGCUACGGAGUCAUCGUCUUUGAAAAUUUCAACAAGUAUCUACAAAUGGACAAGUGGAAUAGGGAGUUGCUCGACAAGUACUGCCGGGAGUAUUAUGUAGGGAUGAUAGGGUUCAUAACGCCGGAGGAAGAGACCUUUGUCGGGUCGCAACUCAAAGGAUUUCCCCUCUUUAUACACACAAAUCUCAAACUAAAGGACGCCGCUUUGAACGCCGCUUCCCAGAUUUUGCGUCUGACUCGCGCCGGAGAGACUGCCUGGGGCGAGCUCCCCUGCAACGACUGGACGGUUUUCCAGGCCAACCAUUCCACGUAUGAGCCUCUGGAAUGGGCCCACCGCAGCGACGAUUACCAACCUACCGAAAGUAAAUUUCCUAAUUUAUCCCAAAGCUUUUUCUUUAAAAUUCUCUUAGGUAACGUGCGCACUCCCCUUCCCACCGUCAUCCAAGACCACGGCCUCUUUGACAACAUCCAACGUGUGAUUUUCGGCUCCGGUUUGAAAUUCUGGCUCCAUCGCCUCCUCUUCCUCGAUUCACUCAGUUAUCUCAGUCACGGCCAACUGUCGCUGUCGCUCGAUCGUCGCCUCCUGGUGGACAUUGACGACAUCUUCGUCGGCGAAGUGGGCACUAGACUACGUCCCGAGGACGUCAAAGCGCUCAUUGCCACGCAAACGCGAAUCCAAACGAUGAUUCCCGGGUUUAAAUUCAAUCUGGGCUUUUCGGGGAAGUACAUUUAUCAUGGGAAUAGCGAAGAGGAUAAAGGUGACGAUCUCAUCUUGGAAAAUGUCGAUAAGUUCAUGUGGUUCUCGCACAUGUGGAAUCAUCAACAACCACAUCUUUACGAUAAUCUCACCGUGUUGAUGGAGGAUAUGAUGUUGAAUAAGAAUUUUGCCAAAGAAAAGGGAAUUCCGGUCGAUUCCGGGUAUUCGGUCGCGCCGCAUCAUUCCGGAGUUUAUCCGGUGCAUGAGCUGUUGUAUACGGCGUGGAAGAAAGUAUGGAACAUUAGAGUCACCUCCACCGAGGAAUACCCCCAUCUCAGGCCGGCGAGGUUGCGAAGGGGUUUCAUUCACCGAAAUAUCAUGGUUUUGCCUCGUCAGACUUGCGGUUUGUUCACACACACCAUGCUUAUUGAGAAGUACCCUGGGGGUAGAGAAAAACUAGACGAAUCGAUACAAGGAGGCGAGUUAUUUCAAACAAUUGUAUACAAUCCUAUUAAUAUUUUUAUGACUCACAUGUCGAAUUACGGAAACGAUAGACUAGGUUUAUACACUUUCGAAUCUGUAAUAAAAUUUAUACAAUGUUGGACCAAUAUUAAACUUAGUUCAGCGCCACCUCUGCAACUAGCCGAAAGUUACUUCAAGUUAUAUCCCGGUGAAUCGGAUCCUGUUUGGGGGAAUCCGUGCGACGACCUUCGUCACCAAAAAAUCUGGUCCAAGAACAAAUCGUGCGAUUCUCUCCCGAAAUUUCUCGUGAUAGGGCCCCAAAAAACCGGUACUACGGCCCUGUACACGUUUCUAUCUUUACAUCCUGCGAUUGCUAGUAAUCUUCCAAGUCCGGACACCUUCGAAGAAAUCCAGUUUUUCAACGCGCACAACUACCUCAGAGGAUUAGAUUGGUAUAUGAAUUUUUUCCCCGUGGAUUCCAACUCCUCGCACUACUAUUUCGAGAAGAGUGCGACGUAUUUCGACGGCGAGUUGGUCCCCAAGCGGGUGCAUGCCCUCCUCCCCCAUGCGAAGCUAGUUACGAUUUUGAUUUCUCCAGCCAAGAGGGCGUAUUCGUGGUACCAACACACGAAAGCUCAUGGGGACAUCAUCGCGAACAACUAUAGUUUCCACCAGGUGAUAACGGCGAGUGACACGGCCCCGAAGCCGUUGAGAGACCUCCGAAAUCGGUGCCUUAAUCCGGGGAAGUACGCGCAGCAUUUGGAGCGGUGGUUGACGUUUUUCCCGCCUCAGUCGUUGCAUAUUAUCGACGGGGAGGAGUUGAAGUCGAAUCCGGUCGAGGUCAUGAACGAAAUGCAAAAGUUUUUGAAGAUAACGCCCUUUUUCAAUUACACGGAGCAUUUGAGAUUUGAUCCGAAGAAGGGGUUUUAUUGCCAGGUGGUGAGUGGGGAUCAUACCAAGUGUUUGGGGAGGAGUAAGGGCCGGCAGUAUCCUCCCAUGGAGGAGAAGUCGCUCAAGUUGUUACAGAGGUAUUAUUUGAGUCAUAAUACGGCGUUGGUCAAGUUGAUGAAGAGGAUUGGCUUGAGGAAUAUUCCAAAUUGGUUGAAGGAAGACUUGUCUGAUUCACCAGCGUGAAUUUUCAUUGUACUUAUUUGGAUAAGUCGGUGUGAUAUUAAAUUAGAACAAUCUUGGAGAUAAUAAAUGGUAAUUUUUAUGAAAUGACAUAUCAUGGUUGAAUUUUAGGCAAUACUAUUCUAAAAUUGAAAUCAAUUAUGAGUUUUUGAGGCGUUGUCCAUUUUUCAUGUUGGAGUGUUUUUAGCUAGAACAUGAUUGUGCAAUAGUUUUUAUUCCUUGCGUCCACGAUGUGAGCUUAUUAGGUGUUUGAAAUAGAUUAGUUUUCAUUCAAUUCAAGCAUAUCCAUUGACUGAAUGUAUUAGGCUUCGCGCCGUCCUAUUCCAUCAAAGAAUAGAACGCAAUUUAAUUUAUGUGUAAUAAUCGUGUAUAUAUUUUUAUUUAUAAACAAAUUAAUACGUGCCAUUUUUUUGUACAUAGUUUUCUAAUUGUGGCAAUUUCACGAUUGUUAGAUGAUCUUUCAUGUCUAUUUUACGAGAUUGAUGUAUAUUGCAUGUAAUUUAUAACAUUCUAAAAUCACACAUUGAUGUAAAUAUUUCAGUUAUUGCAUAGCUGUUAAAAGUGGUAAAAUGACAAUAAAAUGAUACAACAUUCA